Messenger RNA from Sapajus apella (tufted capuchin), 2833 nucleotides. RefSeq names its product anaphase promoting complex subunit 7 (gene ANAPC7). Gene Ontology annotation, molecular function: protein binding. Gene Ontology annotation, biological process: cell division. Lineage: Eukaryota; Metazoa; Chordata; Mammalia; Primates; Cebidae. The record is from RefSeq and is a predicted model, not a curated record. The transcript is spliced from 11 exons. Bases 474 to 2171 code for a protein of 565 amino acids.
GUGCGCAUGCGCAACUGUAAAAGCCGCUAGGUCUGUCCCUGGCGCCCGAUUAGAAUAUUUCAUUCCAGUUGGAGCGUUUUUUCCUCACCCUUAAUAUAUUUCUGGUACAUGCCCACAGAUUUUAAUUUCUGAGAGGCACAAAUUCCUCUCAGACGCAUUCAAAUUGACCGAGUAGUCUUAUAAGGUGCCUUUUGCCUCACUGUAAAUCCUCAGUAAAGUUUGCAGUUUAGGAUGUGACGUAAUUUUUACGUAAAACUAACAACUUAUUCCACCUGAAAGGAACCACGACGGGAGUAGAAAUCCGAGUUUCAUUUCAUCCGGGCACUUCAGUAGUUACCUCUUAUUUGGGGGAGGUGCCGCGUGUGGACCCGAUGGACCCCGGCGACGCCGCCAUUUUGGAGUUUUCCCUCAGGAUCCUCUACCGGCUUUUCUAGUCACUGCUGCCGCCGUUGCCCGCGGCCUUGCAGGGCAGGAUGAAUGUGAUAGACCACGUGCGGGACAUGGCGGCCGCGGGGCUGCACUCCAACGUGCGGCUCCUCAGCAGCUUGUUACUUACAAUGAGUAAUAACAACCCUGAGUUAUUCUCCCCAUCUCAGAAGUACCAGCUUUUGGUGUAUCAUGCAGAUUCUCUCUUUCAUGAUAAGGAAUAUCGGAAUGCUGUGAGUAAGUAUACCAUGGCUUUACAGCAGAAAAAAGCCCUAAGUAAAACUUCAAAAGUGAGACCUUCAACUGGAAAUUCUGCAUCUACUCCGCAAAGUCAGUGUCUUCCAUCUGAAAUUGAAGUGAAAUACAAAAUGGCUGAAUGUUAUACAAUGCUAAAACAAGAUAAAGAUGCCAUUGCUAUACUUGAUGGGAUCCCUUCAAGACAAAGAACUCCCAAAAUAAACAUGAUGCUGGCAAAUCUGUACAAGAAGGCUGGUCAGGAGCGCCCUUCAGUCACCAGCUAUAAGGAGGUGCUGAGGCAGUGCCCGUUAGCCCUUGAUGCCAUUCUAGGCUUGCUGUCCCUUUCUGUAAAAGGGGCAGAGGUGGCAUCCAUGACAAUGAAUGUGAUCCAAACCGUGCCUAACUUGGACUGGCUCUCUGUGUGGAUAAAAGCAUAUGCUUUUGUGCAUACCGGUGACAACUCAAGAGCAAUCAAUACCAUCUGUUCACUAGAGAAAAAGUCCUUAUUGCGAGAUAACGUGGACCUACUGGGAAGCUUAGCAGAUCUGUACUUCAGAGCUGGAGACAAUAAAAACUCUGUCCUCAAGUUUGAACAGGCACAGAUGUUGGAUCCUUAUCUGAUAAAAGGAAUGGAUGUAUAUGGCUACCUCUUGGCACGAGAAGGGCGGCUAGAAGAUGUGGAGAACCUUGGAUGCCGCCUUUUCAAUAUCUCUGAUCAGCAUGCAGAACCAUGGGUGGUCUCUGGUUGUCACAGCUUCUAUAGCAAACGCUACUCCCGGGCCCUCUAUUUGGGAGCCAAGGCCAUUCAGCUGAACAGUAACAGUGUUCAAGCUUUGCUACUUAAGGGAGCAGCACUUAGGAACAUGGGCAGAGUCCAGGAAGCAAUAAUCCAUUUUCGAGAGGCCAUACGGCUUGCACCUUGUCGCUUAGAUUGUUAUGAAGGUCUCAUAGAAUGUUACUUAGCCUCCAACAGUAUUCGAGAAGCAAUGGUAAUGGCUAACAACGUUUACAAAACUCUGGGAGCAAAUGCACAGACCCUUACCCUUUUAGCCACUGUUUGUCUUGAAGACCCAGUGACACAGGAGAAAGCCAAAACAUUAUUAGAUAAAGCCCUGACCCAAAGGCCAGAUUACAUUAAGGCUGUGGUGAAAAAAGCAGAACUACUUAGUAGAGAACAGAAAUACGAAGAUGGAAUUGCUUUGCUGAGGAACGCACUGGCUAAUCAGAGCGACUGUGUCCUGCAUCGGAUCCUAGGAGAUUUCCUUGUAGCUGUCAAUGAGUAUCAGGAGGCAAUGGACCAGUAUAGUAUAGCACUAAGUUUGGACCCCAAUGACCAGAAGUCUCUAGAGGGGAUGCAGAAGAUGGAGAAGGAGGAGAGUCCCACGGAUGCCACUCAGGAGGAGGAUGUGGACGACAUGGAAGGGAGUGGGGAAGAAGGGGACCUGGAGGGCAGCGACAGUGAGGCGGCCCAGUGGGCUGACCAGGAGCAGUGGUUCGGCAUGCAGUGAGGGGGCGGCAGCUCCGUGGCCGCACUGGCCUGCCCUGCUCUGAGCACUUCCGUGGACUGAAGGAACCGUAGGAGCCUGCUCUCAGGAGGACAAUGAUUCAGCAUGUGAUUGCAGCAGGGGUCUCUGUCCCCUUGCUCCUGAUUCCUAGUUGUGACUUCAUUUCUAAAACAGAGCCUGACCAACCUUCCAUGUAUCUCCAUCCUCCCCUGCUCCGGCCAGGGAGGACUGAGGGAGUGCCCCGAGACACACACACAUGUUGGGGCUUCUGGGCCAAGAGUACUUUUUAUAUAACUAAUUUCUAAACCCAAAAACUCAAGGAAUAGACAGUGUUCUGUCAGUGAUGUGGAUGGGUUUGAAGGAGUGACCCACCAUCCCAGCACGAUAGUGUCACCUCCCAAGUCAGACGGCAGCACGAUCUGGCCCUAGAGGGCUUCCUGUUCCCAGAAGUCACUGUCCUGGGCUAUCCAGACAUCCCUAGUAAUCUUGCUUCCUUCUGCAAUGUUAGUAAUGCCUUAAGCUGACAGUUGCCAUUUUGCAGAACAGUUUUCCUCUUUGCUUAGCUGGUAACUUGCCUCUGAGCCUGGGCUGAUGUGAGAAACAGGUGUGAGAGCAUGAACAGAGGUGCACCUGGAGCAGUUCCCUAAUAAAACUGGUUUGUACAG